This is a messenger RNA of Fraxinus pennsylvanica, 1404 nucleotides long. Lineage: Eukaryota; Viridiplantae; Streptophyta; Magnoliopsida; Lamiales; Oleaceae. The record is from the annotation of a GenBank genome assembly.
AUGAGGUACCAAUUAGCGAAAUUAGUAAAAAAUGGACUCUUCAAAGAAGCCAUUGAACUUUACACAAAGCUCCAUGCUGCCGCGUUACCUCCCUCCAAAUUCACCUUCCCUUACCUCCUCAAAGCAUGUGCCAAGCUCAAUGCCGUUUCCCAUGGUCAAAUGCUCCAUGCCCACCUCAUCAAAACUGGGCAUCAAACAAACAUUCACACAGCCACAGACCUCACUAACAUGUAUACGAAAUUUCACUUAUUAAAUGAGGCCAUCAAACUGUUCGAUGAAAUGCCUGACCCAAAUAUAGGUUCCGUCAAUGUUGUUAUUUCUGGGUUUUUGCAUAAUGAGGAAUGCAAAGAAGCUUUCAAACUCUUUAAACUACUUAGUGUUGGGAAUGGUAAGCGCGAUUCGGUUACUAUAGCUACUGUGAUGUCUGCGUGCAGUGAUGUGGUGAAUGGCCGGCAAGUGCAUUGUUUGGCAGUCAAGAUUGGUGUUGAAAUGGAUGUUUAUGCUGCCACGUCGCUUAUGAUGAUGUAUUUUAGUUGUGGACGUUUGGCUUCUGCAAUAAGGUUGUUUGGAUUGGUUGGGGAUAAAAAUUUGGUGUGUUAUAAUGCUUAUAUAUCAGGGCUACUGCAAAAUGGGGUUUUUGGAAUGGUCUUAGACGUGUUUAACGAACUGAGAGAAUGUUUAGAUGAGAAAGCCAAUUCAGUAACCCUAAUUUCAGUUCUUUCUGCUUGUGCAAAUGGUAGGCAUAUCAAAUUUGGUAAGCAGCUUCACGCCUUUAUAGUUAAAGUUGACAUGGAUUUUGAUUCUAAGGUUGGAACUGCACUCGUGGAUAUGUACUCAAAAUGUGGUUCUUGGAGUUGUGCAUAUGAAUUCUUCAAAGAAAUGAGUUGUAAAAGGACCCUGGUGACUUGGAAUUCAAUGAUCGCCGGAAUGAUGUUGAACGAACAGAUAGAAACCGCCAUUGAACUUUUCGUCCAGAUGGAUUCUGAAGGAUUCAAACCAGACUCAGCGACAUGGAAUUCAAUGAUAAGUGGUUUUUCACAGUCAGGAAAGGCCGAUGAAGCCAUCAUGUUCUUCAGGAAGAUGGUAUCUUGUGGCGUAACACCAUGUAUGAAAUGCAUCACUAGCCUAUUACCGGCUUGCUCAGCUCUUGCUGCCUUGACUUAUGGCAAGGAGAUUCAUGCGUAUGUUGUGAGGACUGAUACCUACAGUGAUGAUUUCGUUGCUACUGCACUCAUUGACAUGUACAUGAAAUGUGGGCAUCCUUUGAAGGCACACUGUGUUUUCAAUCAGUUCAGCAUAAAGCCUGAUGAUCCAGCAUUCUGGAAUGCUAUGAUUUCUGGGCGUUGUUUGCGCCUAGAAUACGGCCUUUGGCUCAACGGUGCUGAAUGGUUGACUGCAAGAUGA